AUGGCCGAAAAGACCCCCAUCUUUGUCAUUGGCGCAACCGGUUAUAUCGGAGGUUCUGUCCUCUCCAGGUUUCUCUCGCACCCUAGCGCAAACACCUUCGAUUUCACAGCGCUUGUGCGCAGCGAGGAGAAAGCCAAAAAGCUCGAGCAGUUUGGCGUCCAUAGCGUUAUUGGUUCCUACAAGGAUACUACGCUGGUUGAGAAGCUCGCCGAGAAUGCACACCUCGUUCUCUCCUUGGCCGACGCAGAUGACCUCCCGGCUAUCCAGGCUAUCCUUAAGGGCCUAAGACAACGCCAUGCGAAGCUCGGCGAUCUCCCUAUUCUCAUUCAUACCUCUGGCACAGGCAUUCUGACCGAAGGCCAAGAGACCAAGGGAAUGGCAGCCACCGACGUUAUCUACGAUGACUCGGACUUCGAGCAGAUCGCCAACAUCAAGCCAACUGCGUUGCAUCGUGAUGUUGACAAUGCUAUCUUCGAGGCCGACAAGCAGGGCUACGCUAGGACUUACAUCAUUCUACCUAGUACCAUCUAUGGUAUCGAAAAGAACCUGCUGGUCGAUGCAGGGAUCCAGAACCCGUUCUCUGUCCAGAUUCCUAUGCUCAUCAAGGCUUCUCUCGCCCGCGGCCGGGCGGGCAUGGUAGGCAAGGGACUUCCGUUUUGGCCAGACGUCCACAUUGACGAUGUCGCGGACCUGUACAUCAUCCUAUACGACGCGAUUAUCACCAAGGGCCCCGAGAACGUUGAUCACGGAGUUCGCGGCUACUACUUUGGCGAGAAUGGCGAGCACACGUGGUACGACAUUUCCAAGGGGAUCGGCGAAGCCAUGGUGGCGCUUGAUCUCACUAACGAUCCCGAACCGACAACAUUCACGGAUGAGGAGCUUGAGAAGCAUUUCGGCUCUGUGGAUGAUGGCAACUACUCGGGUACGAACUCGCGUGCUCGUGCGACACACUCAAGAUCUCUUGGCUGGAAGCCGAAGUACACCACCCAGGACAUGAUCGCAAGUAUCAAGCCAGAGGUUGAGGCAAAUUUGAAGCAAAAGCAAACUCAGCAGUAGUAGUCAUUAAGCAGAAAGGACCGAGUGUUCCAUAGUACCACAAAGACAUACGCGGCGUUAAUAUUU
Molecule: messenger RNA, 1122 nt
Organism: Phanerochaete carnosa HHB-10118-sp
Lineage: Eukaryota; Fungi; Basidiomycota; Agaricomycetes; Polyporales; Phanerochaetaceae
Exons: 7
Coding region: 1-1056 (351 amino acids)
Source: RefSeq, a predicted model, not a curated record